Molecule: messenger RNA, 1249 nt
Organism: Brassica oleracea var. oleracea
Lineage: Eukaryota; Viridiplantae; Streptophyta; Magnoliopsida; Brassicales; Brassicaceae
Biological process (GO): CAAX-box protein processing
Cellular component (GO): membrane
Molecular function (GO): metalloendopeptidase activity
Source: RefSeq, a predicted model, not a curated record
AAGGGAACAUGCACAGAAGAAGAAGUGAAAGAGACAAAUGAAGAAGACGAUGUACAGAGAGACUUCACCGGCCGGAGAUCACAAUUGAGCUUCUUAGUCUCGGAGUACCUCGACGAAGCUGCAAUGGAGCUUCCGUUACUCUCUUACACGAACUCAGCCUCGUUUUCUCGGACAGGCUUAUGCUCUUCUUCUUCCUCCUCCUCCUCCUCAAGUAGUAUUAAUGAAUUCUUAGAGAGAAGAAGGAACUUGAGAAUGAUAUUCAAUGGUGGUGAAACGUCAAGAAGCGUUAAAGCUUCCGCUGGACGAAGCAGCGAAGGGAUCGAGAAAACAGACGGGGGAGGAGCAAGACAGUUCGCCGGUCCUGCCAUGGAGGUCACUACACUUGAUCGUGGCUUUGCUAACUCCAAGACUGUUGAUUUCCCGAUCUGGGACAAGAUCGGCGCCGUGGUUAGACUUACUUACGGAAUCGGAAUAUAUGGAGCAAUGGCUGUAGCAGGAAGGUUCAUAUGUUCAGUGACUGGGAUUGACUCAUCUGGUGGGUUUGAUCCUUCUCUUGAUGCACUUCUCGCCGGACUUGGCUAUGCUACACCACCUAUCAUGGCUCUUCUCUUCAUACUCGAUGAUGAAGUUGUUAAACUUUCACCGCACGCAAGGGCUAUUAGAGAUGUGGAAGAUGAGGAGCUAAGAAGCUUUUUCUUCGGAAUGUCUCCAUGGCAGUUUAUACUUAUUGUCGUGGCCAGUUCGGUAGGAGAAGAGCUCUUUUACCGUGUUGCUGUACAGGGUGCUCUUUCUGAUAUGUUCUUGAGAGGGACACAACUGAUGACAGAUUCUAGAGGCAUGGCAUCUCUGACCGGAGUCUUUCCUCCAUUUGUACCAUUUUCUCAAGCAUUUGCAGCUGUGAUCACCGCAACACUCACAGGCUCUCUCUACUUUCUUGCUGCUUCUCCAAAAGACCCGAUAUACAUUGUUGCCCCAGUCCUAAGAUCACGCCGCGAUGAUUUUAAGAAGCUUUUGUCAGCUUGGUACGAGAAGAGACAGAUGAAGAAGAUUUACUCUCCUCUCCUUGAAGGACUCUUAGCCCUCUACCUCGGUAUUGAAUGGGUUCAGACGGAUAAUAUUUUAGCACCGAUGAUGACGCAUGGUAUAUACUCGGCGGUAAUAUUAGGGAAUGGACUGUGGAAAAUUCACGAUCACCGUAGAAGAUUACGUCAGAGAAUUGAACGGAUUAGAUCGGAGAGUGGAGACCAGU